Linnemannia hyalina is the source of this 981-nucleotide messenger RNA. The record is from the annotation of a GenBank genome assembly. Lineage: Eukaryota; Fungi; Mortierellomycota; Mortierellomycetes; Mortierellales; Mortierellaceae.
AUGUCUCAUCACCACCACGAUGGACAGCAGCAGCAGGGCGAGAUUCAACAGAUUCUGCCAAAGACCUCGGUCGUGAACCAGCCCAAGAAGAACAACUCCAUGAACACAGCAGGCAAUGUCACCGUCCAGACCCACGCCCAAGAGUAUCCGGCGCAGCGUGUGCAUGGCUUCUACGGUACGAUGGUGAACGCCUUUGGUAGCAUUAUCGGAGCCUGUGGCAUGGGUACAAUUGGUCUGGUGACCCGCUUUGGACGAUACUACAAGACAGUCGACCCAGGUCUGAUCCGCCUCAACCCUUACACCGAGUCUGUCUACAAGGUUGACAUGCGUAUCCAAGUCUCCCACAUCCUCGACCAAGUUAUCAUGACGAAGGACAACGUGAACGUGCACAUUGACUCGGUCGUGUACUGGCACGUCAUUGACCCCUUCCAAUCAACCUACGGAAUAUCAAACGUCCAACAGGCCCUGGUCGAGCGUACAAAGACCACCCUCCGACAAGUCCUCGGAGCCAAGCUCCUCCAGGAGAUCAUUGAGAACCGAGAGCAACUUGGACACGAAAUUCAAGAGAUGAUCGAUGGCCCUGCGCAUGCAUGGGGUGUCGCUGUAGAGAGCAUCCUGAUCAAGGAUAUUCAGUUCUCAAAGAGUCUUCAGGAAGCCUUGUCGUCUGCUGCUCAGGCUAAGCGUAUUGCCGAGUCCAAGGUUAUUCAGGCGCAGUCGGAGGUUGAUAGUGCCAAGUUGAUGAGACAAGCUGCCGAAUUUUUGAAUACCCCUGCGGCAAUGCAGAUCCGUUACUUGGAGUCGAUGGCAUCAAUGGCGCGUCACAGCGGCCAAAAGACAAUCUUCAUGCCCACUACCGAUGACGCCAGAACACACUUCCAUUCCACCCCUGCCACUGGCGGUGACUCUGGUAGCGGCACUGGCUUCAACAUGCCUUCUGUCCAGAUCGCCGGCUCCAGUGGUGUUCAGACUUUGAAGUAUUAA